UCCUAGUCAUCAAAGGAAGAGAGAGAGAGGAUCUGCUGCCCAAUCCCAUUUGUUUACACAGUUUCGCCACCCCAGAAAAUAAUAACCUUCAGAUUACAAACUCCCUCUCUCGACUCUUCUUCUGCUACUAACUCUGUUUUCAUAAAAACUUCUCUUCUCCCAUUAUACAUAAAUCAGGAACAUGAAAUCGGUGUUCAUUUUCUCAGUGCUUUUGCUUUGCUGCCUCUGCUUUACCUCCAUUGAUGCUUACGACGCCCUCGAUCCUAAUGGGAACAUAACUAUCAAAUGGGAUGUUAUACAGUGGACUGCUGAUGGAUAUGUUACUGUGGUUACAAUCUAUAACUUUCAGAAAUAUCGACACAUUGAGGUACCUGGGUGGAAGUUGGGUUGGACAUGGGCUAAAAAGGAAGUGAUUUGGUUCAUGAGUGGAGGCCAAGCUACAGAGCAAGGCGAUUGUUCAAGAUUCCGAGGACUCAUUCCACAUAACUGCCAAAGGACUCCAACCAUCGUUGAUCUCUUGCCCGGUACCCCUUAUAACCUACAGACUGCAAAUUGCUGCAGAGGUGGAGUUAUAAGCUCUUGGGUCCAAGAUCCAGCAAACUCAGCCAGCUCGUUCCAGUUAAGCGUUGGUCAAGCUGGCACGAGCAACAAGACCGUGAGGCUGCCUAAGAAUUUCACCCUCCAAGCACCGGGGCCAGGGUACACCUGUGGACCGGCUAAACUAGUGAAGCCAACCAAAUUCUUGACUCCGGAUAAAAGGAGAACUACUCAAGCUCUAAUGACAUGGAAUGUUACUUGCACGUAUUCGCAAUUUCUGGCUCAAAAGACACCGACUUGUUGUGUUUCACUCUCCUCGUUUUACAAUGGAUCGAUUGUGGACUGUCCAACUUGUUCUUGUGGCUGUCGGAGUCUAGCUCAACCAAGCAACUGUGUGGACCCGAAUUCUCCACACAUAGCUUCAGCCGUUUCAAGAUCAGACACGAGCAAUCUAACUCGCCUGCAGUGCACCAACCACAUGUGCCCCGUCCGAGUCCACUGGCAUGUCAAGCUCAACUACAAAGAUUACUGGCGUGUGAAGAUCACAAUCACCAAUUUCAACUACGCAAGGAACUACACGCAGUGGAAUCUCGUCGUUCAGCAUCCAAACUUGAGCAAUCUCACUCAGAUAUUCAGCUUCAACUACGAGCCGUUGACACCAUAUGGCUCCAUAAAUGACACUGGUAUGUUGUGGGGAGUUGAGUUCUACAACGACUUGCUCAUGCAAAACGGGCAUUCAGGGAAUGUGCAGUCGGAGCUGCUGUUUAGGAAGGACAAGACGAGCUUCACCUUCGACAAGGGAUGGGCUUUCCCUCGGAGGGUGUACUACAAUGGUGACAACUGUGUCAUGCCGCCGCCAGAUGCUUACCCGUUUCUCCCUAACGAGGGUGCUCGUGCACCUAUCGCCACGCCUCGUGUGAUAGCAGCUGCUCUGGUGGUGUCUUUGGUGAGUUUGUUUGCACAUCCUUGGUUAGCUUGAGUUGAGGAAAUCUAUGAUUGAUUGUUGGUGAUGGAAUUCUUCAUUCUUUCUAUAUAGUGAACCCAAUAGGAUGCAUUUUUUACUGUUUUGUUUUGUUUUCAUGCUGAUUGUAUUUGUAUGCCAACACAAGAAAGGCAGGAGCGGAUCCAGAAAUUGAGGUUAGGGGGGUUGAAUUUAUUGAUGUGCGACGUAUGAAGAUAUUUACACGGGGGUUCCGCCCCCGAAGCAAA
Salvia miltiorrhiza (redroot sage) is the source of this 1746-nucleotide messenger RNA. Its product is annotated as COBRA-like protein 1. Lineage: Eukaryota; Viridiplantae; Streptophyta; Magnoliopsida; Lamiales; Lamiaceae. Gene Ontology annotation, cellular component: plasma membrane. Bases 182 to 1516 code for a protein of 444 amino acids. The transcript has 6 exons. Gene Ontology annotation, biological process: plant-type cell wall cellulose biosynthetic process; cellulose microfibril organization. The record is from RefSeq and is a predicted model, not a curated record.